GGAACACGUUCCAUUUCGUCGCGUCUCCCACGCCAUAUCUUCAACCCGCGCCAAUCCAAAACCACCGACCACAAGAUGGCAUCUAAGAUUAUAGUCAUCGGCUCCACCGCCGGCCACCUCCCCGAAGCCCUUACCAAGCUCACGGCGCUGCACAGCAAAAAUAACUUCGCCUUCGCAAUCAUCCUCGGAGACAUCUCUUCAAGUACCGAAGCCGAAUCCCUCCUCAGCGGCGACUUGAAACUCCCACUACCAACCUACUUUACCAUCGGUGCCACGCCACUCUCUCCCGCCGUCGUCUCGAGAAUCGAAUCCAACGCUGGCGAAGUUGUCGAAAACCUUUUCUUCCUGGGCAAGAAGGGCAGCAUAGUCACAUCCGAAGGUAUCCGCAUCGUUGCUGCGGGUGGCGUAUUCUCCAAGGACGGUGACAAGUCCUCAUUCUUGGCCACGCACGCGCCCUUCGAGUUCUCGGCACUGAAGAAACACGAUCCAGCGGACAUCUUGAUUUCCACAGAUUGGCCCGUUGGGAUACACGACGGGCAACGCAGUGGGUCGCCAGCGGUCACGGAACUCGUUGUGGCGGUCAGGCCCCGCUACCACUUCGUUGCUGGCGGAACAGAGCACCUGGCGCGCACGCCGUACCGGAACGAAUUGCGGAAGGGCGAGAAUGAGACACGGUUCACACUGUUCUAUUCGCUGGGGGACUGGGGCAACGCCCAGAAAGCGAAGGCCAUGGUCGCGUUUUCCCUCGAUCCCUCUGCGCCACCGGCCAGCCCGGGCUAUUCCACACCGUCGCCCUAUUUGCGAGAGGAGCGGGAAGCGAAACGGGGUGCGAAGCGGUCAGCUGAGGAAGGAACCUUUUUCUGGGGCGAUCAUACCUCUUCCGGCCAACAGAAGAGAACCCACAAACGCCGGCAUCCCGAGCGCCCACCUCCCCCCGGCCCGGAAAACUGCUUCUUCUGUCUGUCCAACCCCGCGCUCGAAAAGCACCUCAUCGUCUCAAUUGGCAAUGAAGCGUAUCUCACCACGGCCAAGGGCCCGCUCACAUCCUCCGCCACCAAUACCGACUCGAUGCCGUUCUCAGCGCACAUCCUAAUCAUCCCGUUUUCGCACACGCCGAUGCUGCAGACGAUUGAAGAUCCAGAAUCGAGGAAAGCAACAGUGGCCGAGAUGAAGCGGUAUCUGUCCACGCUGGAGAAAUUCUUUGCCGCGCACGGCGCCACAGCCGUCGCCUUCGAGGUGCGCAGGGUCAACGGCAUCCACGCGCACUGGCAGGUAAUCCCGGUCAAGAAGGAGCUCGUGGAGCGCAUCGACGCCGCCUUCGACGACGCGGCAAAAGAUAUCGCGCACUCCUUUGAGGAUGAGCACACCACCACCACCACCACCCACGACGACGAUGGUGAGGAAGACGCGGCGGAUAGGGGCAACGCAUUCACGUAUUGGAUCGGCGGCCAGGAAAAAGGAAGGACCAUGCACUUGGCGCAGGGAGAGUACUUCAACCUCCAGUUUGGACGGCAGGUGCUCGCCGAGGUGAUCGGCACCGAACAGAAGCGCAUCAACUGGAAGGAAUGUGUCAUGUCCCUACCCGAGGAGAUCGCCGAUGCGAAGGCGUUCAAGGAGGCGUUCAAGGAGUACGAUUUCAGUUUAGAGGAGUAGAGGGGUG
This is a messenger RNA of Tricharina praecox, 1660 nucleotides long. Its product is annotated as CwfJ C-terminus 1-domain-containing protein-like protein. NCBI's taxonomy places the organism in Eukaryota, Fungi, Ascomycota, Pezizomycetes, Pezizales, Pyronemataceae. Gene Ontology annotation, biological process: mRNA splicing, via spliceosome. Gene Ontology annotation, cellular component: post-mRNA release spliceosomal complex. Bases 76 to 1653 code for a protein of 525 amino acids. The record is from RefSeq and is a predicted model, not a curated record. Gene Ontology annotation, molecular function: RNA lariat debranching enzyme activator activity. The transcript is spliced from 2 exons.